Messenger RNA from Trypanosoma cruzi, 531 nucleotides. RefSeq lists its product as uncharacterized. The transcript has a single exon. The record is from RefSeq and is a predicted model, not a curated record. The coding region runs from base 1 to 531 and encodes 176 amino acids. NCBI's taxonomy places the organism in Eukaryota, Euglenozoa, Kinetoplastea, Trypanosomatida, Trypanosomatidae.
AUGGCUGGAAAUUUUGGCCAUUUCCCGUUGGCUGUCGAGAUGAGCUGGGGGAGAUGGAGGUGGAUAUCUUCUCCUCCUGCAUGGUGGGUGGCUGCUGGCGUUAUGUGCCUUCCUUGCGUGGAUGCCGUCUCGUGGUGUGUGAACUGUGCGGCUGGGCCUGCUGCCCUUUCCGCAUGUUGUCUGCUCUCUCUCUCGCUGUAUCCGCGGUGCUUCGUCCCUCUCCCUCUUGUUGCAUUCUUUUUCUUCUGCCUCACGGAUCAGCUGACUGACUCCAGCGACUCCACUACGGGUGACGAUGACUGCGGUGAUGACGAUGGUGACGGCGCUGUGCGGUGUGCGCCGUGUUGGUCCUUGCGCUCUUGUGCUGCUGUUGGGAGUCCUGGAGAUGUAUCUGGUGCUGCGGAUGCGGUGGUUGUGCCGGUGGAUGUGCCGGUGGAUGUGUUGUGUGCUCCGAGUGGCGGCAGCCUGAGCUAUCGCGUGCGUGUGUGUGUGUGUGUGGGCGUGGAAGAAGGGUUCUGCUGCCGGUGCUGA